Brachypodium distachyon (stiff brome) is the source of this 2015-nucleotide messenger RNA. RefSeq names its product GATA zinc finger domain-containing protein 14-like. Gene Ontology annotation, molecular function: nucleic acid binding; zinc ion binding. The transcript has 2 exons. The record is from RefSeq and is a predicted model, not a curated record. Lineage: Eukaryota; Viridiplantae; Streptophyta; Magnoliopsida; Poales; Poaceae. Bases 1475 to 1999 code for a protein of 174 amino acids.
UAAAAACCACCGGAAUGGUUCACAGGUUCGGUUCGUAAAAAGAUGAGGCCCAAGUAAAACCCGAUCCAUUUGACCCAUAGGUUCGAUGGAUCGAACCGAACAAGCCCACCCCUGCAGCGGUCUCUCUCCCUCGCGAACUGUCUCGUCUUCCUCGUGCGCCGCCGCCCACUAGACGCCCCUGAUCUGCUGCCAGCGCAGAGCUCCUCCGCCACCCGUGCACAGCCGGCUACGCACAACUCCUGAUCCGUCGGCGUGCCGCCUCCCACGUACCGCCCCUCUGCUGACCGCGCAUGGGUCCGCCGCCGCCCGCGUAGAGCCCCUCCGUUGACGGCUGCGCAGAGCUCCUCCAACGGCCGUGCGCCACCCAUCCGGGCUGUUCCAUCUCCCGCGUGCCACCCCUCUGACCCGUUUCCAUCUCCCGCGCAUCCCACGGAUCUCCUGCCGGUGAGGUUCCUCCCCGCCUCCGCCAAUCUCCCUACGGUGGUUCCGCCUCGCCUUCCGCCCGAAUCCCUCCGCCGACGAGCAGGGGCAGCUCUCAGGAUCAGCGAGACCCAUCCAUGGUGUUCCUACUAAUUGAAGAAUUUCUUGCUCUCUGCUUGGUGAAAAUUGGUAGAAAUUUUGGCUCUUUGGCUUAUCCAUGAAUGGUAUUCCUGCUGGUAGGAGUAUUUGGCAGCAUGAUGUUGGAGUGGUUCGAACCUCGGUAACCAUUGGAGCACGUGGUUCAGUCAAGAACAACCAAUGGAUUAUCCGUUUGUACCUGCAUGCGAUUUUGGUUCGCUAGGUUCGGGUAUUGAACCUGAAGGUUCGAACCACGUCCACCCCUAGCCGAAGGGAAUGCACCAUGUAGCAAUUGUUGGCUGUUCAGAUCCAAUUCUUCCAGCUGAUCACUCAGCAGUUAGCCAACAACAAUGCCAACCACCCAGAACCCCAACAACAACCAGCAACACCACCCUCCACAAGUGGAUAUGCUGAUCAGGUUCCUGCGUUUGCAUCCACCUACUUUCUCCAGCUCACAAGAGCCAAUAGUGGCGGACGACUGGCUCCCCUCUAUUAACAAGAACUUGGUGACCAUCAAUUGCACCGAGGAGGAGAAAGUGAGAUUCACAGCUCAUCUGCUUGAAGGACCAACUGCACCUUGGUGGGAGAAUUACCAGAUCACCACCCUCAUUGAGCAUGUCACCUGGGAUAUGUUCCAAGAAACUUUCCGCACCGCCCAUAUCUCAGCGAGGGUGCUUAAUUUGAAGAAGAGUUUCUGCGGUUCAGACAAGGAAGCCGCACUGUGGUCGAGUUUAUCGACCAAUUCAACAGUCUCGCCCGCUAUGCACCGGACGAGGUGAACACUGACGCCAAGCGCCGAGAGAGAUUCUUGGAUGCGCUGAACGGUGAACUCUCUGUUCAGUUGGCUGUUGCAUACACCCCCACCUACCAAUCGCUAAUCGACAAGGCGAUUGUGCUGGAGAACAAGCUCCACCAGAUGGAGAGCCGCAAGAGAAGACUCCACAAGGGAAGCUCUCAUGUGGGGCCACAUCAAAAGCCGUGCACCACCCAAGACGGCAGUGGCAGUUCGGCUGUGCACAGGGCCGGGGGCCACAAUGACAAGCGCAGCGGAGGGUAUGGCCACCAGAACCGCCAUGCCGGGAACAGCAAGCACCAGCACCAGCACCGGCAGUAUCAGCACCAGCAGCAACAGCGCCCGAGGAACCACAACGGGAAUGGUAACCACAAUGGAGGUGGGAACCAGAAUGGAAAUGGAAAGGGGCACAACAACGGCAAUGGCACAGGACAGAACCCCAACCCUGGCAGGGACAUGAGCCAGGUAGAGUGCUUCAAGUGCCACAAGAUGGGGCACUACUCAACCGAUUGCCCAGAGAGAUUUGGAGGGAAUGUGGUUAAACCAAACCCAUUCCAGAAGGGCAACGUGAACCACAUCGACAUGGAAGAGAUCACCGAGGAGCAGUUUACUCGGAGAGCGAACCUUGUGACUGUGACGAGUGCUUGAUUACCAACUGCUACCA